Messenger RNA from Emiliania huxleyi CCMP1516, 423 nucleotides. Its product is annotated as OTU domain-containing protein. The annotation marks the transcript as partial. Gene Ontology annotation, molecular function: cysteine-type deubiquitinase activity. Lineage: Eukaryota; Haptophyta; Isochrysidales; Noelaerhabdaceae. The transcript has a single exon. Gene Ontology annotation, biological process: protein deubiquitination. The record is from RefSeq and is a predicted model, not a curated record.
AUGGCCAACUUUGCGCGGAGCCUGCGGCUUUCGGGGCUCAAGCUGUUCGAGGUCGAGCGCGACGGCAACUGCUUCUUCCGAGCGAUUGCCACCGGGCUCGGCGAACACCAGGGGUGCCACGCGAGCUACCGGGAGAGGGUGGUGUCGCACAUGGAGGCGCAUCCGGACGACUACACGCCGUUCCUCACCUUCGGGGAGGGCGACGAGGAGGACGACGCCGACUUCGAGCAGUACCUCUCUCGCAUGCGGCGGGACGGCGAGUGGGCGGGUCAGCCGGAGCUUCUUGCGGCGGUGCAGGCGCUGCGCGUGCACCUGGUGGUCUACCAGGAGGAGAGGCCGUCCUACCGCAUCGAGUGCGCCGACAAGGCCGCCGGCUGCGUCCGCGUCUCUUACCACGACGGCGAGCACUACAACGCCGUCCUG